This is a messenger RNA of Fraxinus pennsylvanica, 1542 nucleotides long. NCBI's taxonomy places the organism in Eukaryota, Viridiplantae, Streptophyta, Magnoliopsida, Lamiales, Oleaceae. The record is from the annotation of a GenBank genome assembly.
AUGGACACUCUUUGUUUAUACCUUCCUCUCGUAUUUGUUUUGUACAUCAUCACCAAACACUUCUUCAACAAACUCAGGAAUCUUCCACCGAGUCCCAUUCUCAAUCUACCCAUUAUUGGCCAUCUCUAUCUUCUGAAGAAACCCAUUUACAGAUCUUUAGCCAAGAUCUCUGACAGUUAUGGCCCAAUACUUUUGCUGCAAUUUGGCUCCCGCCGUGUCUUGGUAGUGUCCUCCCCUUCAGCCGCCGAGGAUUGCCUCAGUAAAAACGAUAUUGUUUUUGCCAACCGGCCCCGUUUGAUUGCCGGAAAACAUAUCGGAAGUAAUUACACAACCGUGGGAUGGGCACCUUAUGGAGACCACUGGAGAAACCUCCGUAGAAUAUCUUCUAUCGAAUUGCUAUCCAAUCACAGACUCCAAAUGCUUCAACAUAUUCGUGUGGAUGAAGUCAACGUCAUGUUGAAAAGGCUGUAUCGCGCUUCGGAAGCGCAUCAGACGGUUGACGCGAAAACUGCGUUCUUUGAGUUGACAAUGAAUGUGAUGAUGAGAAUGAUAGCUGGAAAAAGGUAUUAUGGUGAAAACGUGGAGGAUAUUGAGGCGGCGAACCUGUUCAGGGAGAUUGUGGUCGAGAGUUUUCAUACUGCUGGCACAUGGCAUAUGGCCGAUUAUCUACCGGUAUUGCGGUGGUUGGGAGACGUGGGAGGAGUUGAGAAGAGAUUAAUGAAGUUGCAGGAAAAGAGAGAGAAGUUCAUGCAGGAACUGGUUGAAGAAUGGAAAAGAAGAAUGGGGAGUAGCGCUGCCACUUGCGGCGCCCUUGGGGAUUCAGACGCGGGUGGGAAAAAGAGAACGAUGAUUGAAGUGCUGCUGACGCUGCAGGAUGAAGAACCUGAAUUUUAUACAGAUAGUAUUAUCAGAAACCUUACGCUGGCUUUGUUGGUGGCAGGGACAGAUACAUCAGCUGGAACAAUGGAGUGGGCUUUAUCUCUUUUACUGAACAAUCCACGAGUCUUAAAGAAAGCACAAAAUGAAAUUGAUAAUCAUAUUGGACGUGAACGGUUAAUGGACGAAUCAGACCUAGUUGAUCUUCCUUACCUACGUUGCAUUGUAAAUGAAACAAUGCGAAUGUAUCCUACAGCCCCUAUGCUAGUACCUCACGAGUCCUCAGGCCGGAGCACUGUCGGAGGAUAUCACAUACCAAGAGGCACCAUCUUGUUAGUAAACGCGUGGAGUAUACAAAAUGAUCCUAAAAUUUGGGAAGAUCCCAGAAAAUUCAACCCGGAAAGAUUUGAAGGCCAUGAAAGAACAGCUGAUGGAUUGAAGUUGAUGCCAUUUGGUUUCGGGAGGAGGAGAUGUCCUGGGGAGGGCUUGGCCUUGCGUAUUGUCCCACUUGUCUUAGGAUCAAUCAUCCAAUGCUUUGAUUGGGAAAGAGUUGGCAAGGAAAUGGUUGACAUGACUGAAGGAUUUGGACUAACCACACCCAAAGCUCAACCUUUAAUGGCUAAAUGCAACCCUCGUCCUAUUGCAGCUAAGCUUCUUUUUCCUUAA